Messenger RNA from Cavia porcellus (domestic guinea pig), 2365 nucleotides. RefSeq names its product cyclin I (gene Ccni). The coding region runs from base 222 to 1355 and encodes 377 amino acids. Gene Ontology annotation, cellular component: nucleus; cytoplasm; cyclin-dependent protein kinase holoenzyme complex. The transcript is spliced from 7 exons. Gene Ontology annotation, molecular function: cyclin-dependent protein serine/threonine kinase regulator activity. The record is from RefSeq and is a predicted model, not a curated record. Gene Ontology annotation, biological process: regulation of cyclin-dependent protein serine/threonine kinase activity; mitotic cell cycle phase transition. Lineage: Eukaryota; Metazoa; Chordata; Mammalia; Rodentia; Caviidae.
UCGCGCCCUGCGACCCCGGCCCGGCCCCCCUUCUCCCUCCUUGGCCUGCCGGGUCCUCGGUCCGCGCGCCCCGCCGCCGCGCGCGGAGGGAAAGAGAAGGUGACGCCCCGGAUGCCCCCGUGUCACCCCUGGGAGGCCUACUGCUCCGCCAAGGGAGAGGAGGAGGAGGAGGAGGAGGUAGUUACAUCAAGCUGGGUGGCAGGCAGAUCCCAAAGGAUAUCAUGAAGUUUCCAGGACCUUUGGAAAACCAGAGAUUGUCUUUCUUAUUGGAAAAGGCAAUCUCUAGGGAAGCCCAGAUGUGGAAGGUGAAUGUGCCGAAAAUGCCUACAAAUCAGAGUGUUUCUCCAUCCCAGAGAGAUGAAGUAAUUCAGUGGCUGGCCAAACUCAAGUACCAGUUCAACCUUUACCCAGAAACAUUUGCUCUGGCUAGCAGUCUUUUGGACAGGUUUUUAGCUACUGUAAAGGCUCACCCAAAAUACUUGAGUUGUAUUGCAAUUAGCUGCUUUUUCCUUGCUGCCAAGACUGUUGAAGAGGAUGAGAAAAUUCCAGUAUUGAAAGUAUUGGCAAGAGACAGUUUCUGUGGAUGUUCUACUUCUGAAAUUUUGAGAAUGGAGAGAAUUAUUCUGGAUAAGUUGAAUUGGGAUCUUCAUACAGCCACACCAUUGGAUUUUCUUCACAUUUUCCAUGCCAUUGCAGUGUCAACUAGGCCUCAGUUACUUUUCAGUUUGCCCAAAUUGAGCCCAUCUCAGCAUUUGUCAGUCCUUACCAAACAACUACUUCACUGUAUAGCCUGCAACCAACUUCUGCAAUUCAAAGGAUCCAUGCUUGCUCUGGCCAUGGUUAGCCUGGAAAUGGAGAAACUCAUUCCUGAUUGGCUUCCUCUUACAAUUGAACUGCUUCAAAAAGCACAGAUGGAUAGCUCCCAAUUGAUCCACUGUCGGGAACUUGUGGCGCAUCACCUUUCUACUCUGCAGUCUUCCCUGCCUCUAAAUUCCGUUUAUGUCUACCGUCCCCUCAAGCACACCCUGGUGACCUGUGACAAAGGAGCGUUCAGAUUACAUCCCUCCUCUGUCUCAGGCCCAGAUUUCUCCAAGGACAACAGCAAGCCAGAAGUGCCAGUCAGAGGUACAGCAGCCUUCUGCCAUCGUCUCCCAGCUGCCAGUGGGUACAAGCACACCUCUGCUAAACGCAAAGUGGAAGAAAUGGAAGUGGAUGACUUCUAUGAUGGAAUCAAGCGGCUGUAUAAUGAAGAUAAUGCUGCAGAAAAUGUGGGUUCUGUGUGUGGUACUGAUUUAUCAAGGCAAGAGGGACAUGCUUCCCCUUGUCCACCUUUGCAGCCUGUAUCUGUCAUGUAAUUGCAACAUCUGUUACCUUCGAAUGCAAACUAAGGUUGACUAUUUUGGGAACAACCUGUAAAACUAGGAAAGGCCAUGGAGAGGGUUACCUUAUCAGGCUGAUUUGAAGUGAGCCAGCAAAAAAAAAAAAAAACCAUUCACUUUUGUAGUUAAUUAUAAUUUAGCAUUGUUUAAGGCCAAAAAUCUUUACCAGAACAUUUUUUAAAAGUAAAUUUCUUCAUAGUGUAUCAGUUAUGCUCUGUUUUGUGCUAAGUGUAGCUUGCCCCAUGUCAAAAAGAUAAAAGUUCCAAAAUUCACAGCUGUCACCCCUUUUCCCCAGCAUCCUGAUUUAUUUUUACUUGCUUUUCCAUUGAAUACUUAAUGAAUUUUGUGCACAUUGAUCUAUGUUCUCUGCCUUCCAUUGAAUUAGUCCACUUCCUGCCCUUUUUUGUGGUAGCAAAAUUAGUAUGACAGCCAUGUUUUACCCAUGAUUUAGAUUCUAGUUAUCUGAAAAGUGUACUUUGUAAUUGUCCAGAUGAAAGAGGUGGUAAUAGAAAAAGUUCUUACAUUACCACUUGACUUUGUGUUUGUCUCAUUUUAGUUUUUAGAGUUUAAAAACAAAAUUGCGGCUUUAUCUUAAAUUUUAAAAUGACAUGUAACGAACAUUUAGAUUUGGCGAAAGCAUUUUGACAUUUGUGUAAAAGAAUUUGUGACAAAGUUAAUAUAUCCAGGUGCUCACCAAAGAAACAUAACAUAGAUUUCUGUAACCAAUCUGUUUAUAAAUGAAUCAGUAGGAGACUGUCUUUAGUGUUGGGGCAGCUCUAUGAUUUGAGUCUGUAACGUAAUUCAGUACCCUUGUUUAUGUUAGGGUGUUAGGAUUUUCUGAUAAAAAUCAUUCCCUGUCUCCCGACCUACCUGUGCUUCUCUUACAAUUGGACCCUGAGCUCCCUUUGCAGUCUGAGGAAGGUACUGCGGUCCGAACCAUGUACUGAUGACAAAAGCCUCUGGUAGCAAUAAAAAGUUGUCCUUGA